UGGGGUGGCGGCGGCGCGGCGACUCGGGCGUCGGGGGACGCGGCAGGCGGCCGCCCCGGAGUGAAGUUCAGAGGCGCCCUGGCGGGGAGGGGCACUCCAGGCGGGGACGUGCGCAGGUGAUGACCGCGGCGGCAUGGAGUUCCCGGAGCACGGCGGGCGGCUGCUGGGCCGCCUGAGGCAGCAGCGUGAGCUGGGCUUCCUGUGCGACUGCACCGUGCUGGUGGGCGACGCGCGCUUCCCGGCCCACCGCGCCGUGCUGGCCGCGUGCAGCGUCUACUUCCAUCUCUUCUACAGGGACCGGCCCGCGGGCGGCCGCGACACGGUGCGGCUCAACGGCGACAUCGUCACGGCGCCCGCCUUCGGCCGUCUGCUGGACUUCAUGUACCAGGGCCGCCUGGACCUGCGCAGCCUGCCCAUCGAGGACGUCCUGGCCGCGGCCAGCUACCUGCACAUGUACGACAUCGUCAAGGUCUGCAAGAACAGGCUCCGGGAGAAGGAGCGCGCGCUGCCCCUGGAGACGCCUGCCCCUGGGACAGAGCUGCCUGGCCAGCCCCCAGGCCCCUUGUCUGCCUGGUCCCCUGCACUCUGUCCAGCCGCCCAGAAGGCCAGGCUCCCUCCUGCUGGGGUCAAGGCCACCCGCCCUCCACUGGCACUGGGGCCUCCCCCCUGGCAGGCUCCUGGAGAGUCAGACCGGGCCCUGGACCUGUCGCUGAAGCCUGGCCCGCGGCGGGAGCCAAUCCGCCCACCCUGCGUCCUCCAGACCCCCCCUUGCAGCCGGAUGCAGCCAGGGGCCCAGACGAUCGUGAAGGACGAGUCAGACUCACUGUCCGAGCAAGAGGACAGCAGAAGCCCUCGGUGCCCCCACAGCCCCCUGCAGCCACCCUGUGUUCCUGCAGCCCAGCACCGGGCCGGGGGCUUGGAGCCGCUGCCCGUCAGCGAAGUGGGCAGUGGGGAAUUGGCGCUGGAGGCAGAGCCGGGGGCGAUCAAGGAUGUGUUGCGGCCGGCCGGGCGCCUCUGCCUCUGCCCGCUGUGCGGCAAGCUGUUCCCCAGCGCCCAGGCGCUGCAGCUGCACCUCAGCGCCCACUUCCGCGAGCGGGACGGCGGCCGCGCCCGGCUCUCACCCGACGGCGCAGCGCCCACCUGCCCGCUCUGCAGGAAGACCUUCUCCUGCACUUACACGCUGAAGAGGCACGAGCGCACGCACUCGGGCGAGAAGCCCUACACGUGUGUGCAGUGCGGCAAGAGCUUCCAGUACUCGCAUAACCUGAGCCGCCACGCCGUGGUGCACACGCGCGAGAAACCCCACGCCUGCCGCUGGUGCGAGCGCCGCUUCACGCAGUCGGGGGACCUCUACCGCCACGUCCGCAAGUUCCACUGUGGCCUGGUCAAGUCCCUGCUCGUGUGACCUUCGCUGCAGGGGUGAGGGUGGAGGGAGGGGCGGAUGGAGUGUGAGGGGCCGGAGCUCAGCAGGUGAAGCCCCUGAGGCUGGGCCCGCCGCGGGGAAAGAACCCUGCUGCCCCGGGAACGCGGCCUCAGACUUGGGCUGACGGGGAGCCCCACGGACAGCCCUUCUCCAGCCUCGCGCCUCCGCCAACUCCCUCCUGCUCCCGGACGUGCCCUGACCGGACACCGUCGUCCUCUCCGCCCCCUCAGCCAGUCCCGAGGAGUGUCGCCAGCUCGAGGAGGCCCAUUGAGCCUCCACCUGGGGCUUUCCUG
Messenger RNA from Kogia breviceps (pygmy sperm whale), 1716 nucleotides. The record is from RefSeq and is a predicted model, not a curated record. Lineage: Eukaryota; Metazoa; Chordata; Mammalia; Artiodactyla; Physeteridae.